AUGAAAGGGCCACAAAUGAAGUGGAAAAGAAAGAGAGUGGUGGGCAUAAAGGCAGCUGAUGCAAGGAGACUGGUCAGAGAGAUAUGGGAAUCAUCCAGGAAGUUGGAGAGAGUGGGUAUUUGGAGGGGGGAGAAAAGGAAAAAAAGGGAGAGCAGAGAGGAGGAGACAGUGGCCAGGCUGGGAGGUGAAAUUAUUCCUCAGAAAAAGCAUUUUAAGUUGUUGAUUGACUUGGUUCAUCAGGAUCUGUUGUUGGCUGAUCAGUUCUCAAAAUUGAAGAUACCUCCUAGUAUUGCGCAGAAAUUGCUAUCAACUUUACCUCCUCCAGAGUCCAGUAUGUUUCGUGUUGAUUUUCGUACUACUCAUGUACAUUAUCUCAACAACCUGGAAGAAGAUGCCAAGUACAAAAGGUGGAGGAGCAAUCUAAACGAGAUCUUGAUGCCGGUCUUCCCUGGGCAGCUACGUUACAUCCGUAAAAAUCUUUUCCAUGCUGUUUUUGUUCUUGACCCAGCAACAAUUUGUGGUCUUGAGGCAAGUUUAUUUCCUAAAGCUUAA
This is a messenger RNA of Sphenostylis stenocarpa, 552 nucleotides long. NCBI's taxonomy places the organism in Eukaryota, Viridiplantae, Streptophyta, Magnoliopsida, Fabales, Fabaceae. The record is from the annotation of a GenBank genome assembly.